Molecule: messenger RNA, 1970 nt
Organism: Protobothrops mucrosquamatus (brown spotted pit viper)
Lineage: Eukaryota; Metazoa; Chordata; Lepidosauria; Squamata; Viperidae
Gene: P2RX4
Product: purinergic receptor P2X 4
Exons: 12
Coding region: 3-1223 (406 amino acids)
Biological process (GO): response to ATP; monoatomic cation transmembrane transport
Cellular component (GO): nuclear inner membrane; plasma membrane
Molecular function (GO): extracellularly ATP-gated monoatomic cation channel activity; purinergic nucleotide receptor activity; ATP binding
Source: RefSeq, a predicted model, not a curated record
CCAUGGGCAGCCCCGGGGCGUGCUGCGGGGCCCUCCGCGGCUUCCUCUUCGAGUACGACACCCCGCGGAUCGUCUCCAUCAAGAGCCGCAAAGUGGGGCUCAUGAACCGGCUGGUCCAGCUGGCUAUUUUGGCCUACAUCAUCGGUUGGGUCUUUGUGUGGAAAAAAGGUUACCAAGAAACCGACUCGGUGGUGAGCUCGGUCACCACUAAGGUGAAAGGCGUCACCAUGACCAACACCUCUGACUUGGGUCCCCGGGUUUGGGAUGCGGCUGAUUACGUGAUUCCACCUCAGGCUGAGAAUUCGGUUUUCAUCAUGACAAAUAUGAUCAUCACGCUGAAUCAGACCCAAGGGCUUUGUCCAGAGUUCCCAGAUAAGACCACCACGUGCAAGUCAGAGGCAGACUGCAAAAAAGGCUACGUCAGCACCCACAGCAACGGUAUUCAGACCGGAAAGUGCAGAGUGUACAACCUUACAGAUCCCUCCAUCAAGACUUGCGAGGUCUUUGCUUGGUGUCCGGUAGAGAAUGAUGACAACUUACCCAAGCCAGCUUUCCUGCGGGAUGCUGAGGAGUUUACCCUUCUCGUGAAGAACAACAUCUGGUACCCAAAGUUCAACUUUACAAAGAGAAACAUUCUUCCUACCAUCAAUCACACCUACCUCAAGGACUGCAAAUACAACGCCAAGACUGACCCUUUUUGCCCAAUUUUUCGCCUCGGGGACAUAGUUGAAGCUGCUGGCCAGAACUUCCAAGAGAUGGCCAUUGAGGGUGGCGUGAUGGGACUGCAGAUCCGAUGGGACUGCAACUUAGAUUACCCAGCUUCUCGUUGCGUGCCAAAGUAUUCCUUUCGGCGAAUUGACAACAAGGAUUCUGCUCAUUCCGUUUCCCCAGGAUACAACUUCAGGUUUGCCAAAUACUACCGGACAUCUCCCAACAACGAGUACCGGACCCUCACCAAGGCCUAUGGCAUACGUUUCGACAUUAUGGUAUUUGGCGAGGCUGGAAAGUUUGAUAUCAUCCCCACCAUGAUCAAUAUUGGAUCUGGCUUGGCCCUGUUCGGCGUGACCACGGUCCUCUGCGAUAUCAUCGUCCUGUAUUUUAUGAAGAAAAGAUACUACUACAGAGAAAAGAAAUAUAAAUAUGUGGAAGACUAUGAACUGCAGGGGGACCAUGCAACGUAUGGAUCCCAGACGGAAGUUCAAGACUGCUCCACAGUGCGAUGAUUCUUCACAAACAGAUCCUGCUCAUUUCACCCAGCCGAGGGAGGUCUUUCACUGGCAAAGAGGGCCUGGAUUUCCUUCUUGGAAAAGAGCGGAUCCAUAGUUCCUCUGUCCACCUUUGCUUCUGUUGGCGGCAUCCUGGAUCCACCUAGAGAUUCUCCCAAAGAAAGCAACGUUCUCCUGCAAAUCCUCAAGGCUUUUUGGGUGUAGGGUCUGCCGAGCUUCGAGUAGUCCGAGAUAAUUCCGAAUCAGAUUCUUCUAUGUGCCUUUUCCACCGUUCAGUUCAUGGACAGAAUGGGGUGCAGGGAGAGGUGAUGGGACCAAGAUACUUCUUUGAUAUUUCUAGACUUGCCAGUUUCUGGUGUGCUUCCCUUUUUCACUCUUUGGAAAGGGUGGGACGAUUUGCCUUGCACUCACUUGUUUGGACACUUGUCUUCCAUAGUCACCCUUUCAAAAAGUGCCACUUGGGGCAAUUUGUAGCCUCUAUUGCUGGAAUUAAACAGACCUUGAGAAUUCCCUCUCAAGUACAAUUCCACUCUGGAAAUGGCCAGGAUAUUAAAUAAAUGUGACAUGCAGGCGUGUCAGCUUCCAGCUUCUACUACUGGGUUCCUACUGCCCUGCUUAUAUCCACGGAAAUUUAAUAUAUAAAUGAAAAGAUAAUGGCACUUUCCCUGUUUUAGGAGACGAAUGUAAGGCAGUGUCAAUGAGAAUUAUCUAUUUUGCAAGAGAAAAUAAAGAUUGGGAAAUAUG